UGAGAGGUCGCCGCCUCCCAUUGGUCGGACCCGCCUGCCGCCUGUCAUUGGCUGGCGGGGUCUUGCCGUGCGCGGGGGUGAGAGGUCGCGGCGUGGUUCUGGGCGAGACGGACCGAGCGGGCAGCGAUGUCCCACUGCCGGCAGCAGGGCAAAGACAGGAUCAUCUUCGUCACCAAGGAGGAUCACGAGACUCCGAGUAGUGCUGAGCUGAUUGCAGAUGAUCCCAACGACCCUUACGAAGAUCAAGAUGAAGAUUGGCGUUAUCUGUCGAGUACAUUAACACGUACAGUGAAAUGUGUCGUUUGUAUCAACGACGGACACAGUCCGAGGACGUGCUGGGGCAGCCCAUGUUUCUGGUGCCCACAGAUUACUGAUCCAAAUCUGGACGUCUUUGUGUGUGGAAGCUGGAUACCCGGAGGAGACCCACAUGGUCACAGGGAGAAUUACAAACUCCUUACAGACAGUGGCAGGGGUUGACAAUAGGACAAGGGAGCAGAAUAUGCCGUGUCAUUGUGGCUGAUUAAUUUUUCCUCUCAGCCCUAAAUCUUCUGCUUUCUCCCCAUAGCCUUUGACACCCUUACUAGUCAAGAACUCAUCAACCUUUGAUUUAAAUGCACCCAGUGACGGCCUCCACAGCUGUCUGUGGCAAUGAAUUCCACAGGUUCACCAGCUCCUGGCUAAAUUCCUCCUCAUCUCUGUUCCAGAUACAUGUCCCUCUAUUUAGAGGCUGUGCUUCUGGUCCUGGACUCCCCCAUUGUAGGAAACAUCCUCCACAUCCACUAGCUAAGGCUUUUGAUGUUCAACGGGUUUCAAGAAGACCCUCCCCACCUCAUGGCCAUCCUUUGAAAUGCAAUUGGAUCUGGUCUCUGGCACUGUAAGGUGUUAUGCCAACCCCUGUGCUGCCCUAAGGAGGGGGCUCUUCUGCCCCAGUACCUCUGUUGGAGGUAGUUAAAGAACCCGAAUGCGAUGUCAGCAUUCCUUUCAGGAGGACGGGAACAAGAAUGUGAUGCUGAGGCUCUGGUCAGACCGCACACAGACUUUUGUGCCCCUGUUUAAAGAAAGGAUGUGCUGACAUUGGGGAGGUUCACGAAAAUGAUUCCGGGAAUGAAAAGGUUAUCAUAUAAAGGAGUGUUUGAUCUGUGUCUGAACUCGCUGGCGUUUGGAAUAAUGAGGGGUGAUCUCAUUGAAACCUAUCGAAUAUUGAAAGGCCUAGGUGGAGAGGAUGAUGGCGUGUGAGUCUAGCCUCAAAAUAGAGGGGCAAUAAUUUAGUACAGAGACGAGGAAUUUCUUUGGCCAGGAGGUGGAGAAUUUGUUGCCACAGGUGGCUAUGGAUGCCAGGUCAUGGUGAAUUUAAAGAGGAGGUUGAUAGGCUCUUGAUUAGUCAGGGCAUGGGGCUGUGGUGAGAAUGGAGUUGAGAGUUGAACAGACUCGAUGGGCCAUUUCUGCUCCUAUGUAUUAUGGUCUUUUGAAAGAUCAGAGGUUUCCAAACUUUUCUAUGGCAUGAAGCAAUCCCAUUGAGCAAGGGGCCCUUGGAACCCCUGACCUAGAUGGAGUGGAUGUGGAGUGCACUGGUUGCAUAAGGGUGUUGUAGCCGGGGGUGGUAAUGGGGACAAGCUCCCACUACCUAUUAAAUGCUCCCAGUGCUGUGCAUAUCAAAUAGCCUCUGACAACCAGAUCCUGCUCCUGGCCGUCACGUGUGGCUCAGAUAGUAAGCCUGGCAGAACCGUUUCUACUGACAGGACAAGGGGCAGAGGCGGGUUACAGGUGCCUUAAAACCAAUCGCUUUGGGCAGGUGGGGCUCAUCAGCCGUGGUUGGCAGCUCAUCUAGGAGAAGGAAAUCUCUGAUCCCAUCUGUCCACCGCCUCACGGCUACACCCACUCAUGGGGAGGGCUUUGGCAUUAAACCCUGAGGAAAAAUCUGGAGCUGGAGCCCCUAAGGCAAUCCUACACAGAGCUUACACUGACUGGCGGCUCCCGCGACCCUGCUGGUGCCAAACUCUAUCGGUCUCUGCUGCUACGUGCUUGCUGUACAUACCGUACAGCCCUGGCGUGCGUAUCACAUAGAAGCUGGAAUGCAGCAUCCACAGUCGACCCCGACCCUGACCUCUGGAAUACGUGUUUCUAAUCGUGGGGGAGUCUAGGACCAGAGGGCAUAAGCAUAUACCUUUAGGACAGAUGAGAGGGAAUAUCUUUAGCCAGUCUGUGGAAUUCAUGGUCACAGCUGACUGUGGGGGACAGAUCAGUGGGUAUAUUUCAAGCAGAGAUUGAUAGAUUCGUGAUUAGGUGGGUUAAGGGGAGAAGGCAAGAGAAUGGGGUUGAGAGGAAUAGGGGAUCAUGAUGGGCCGAAUGGCCAAAUUCUGCUCCUAUGUCUUAUGGUCUGUACUUCCCCCGGCGCCCUUCCUAACGCGGUGUCUCUCUGUGCUUGCAGGACUGAUCUUACCGAAUGGAGAUAUUAACUGGAAUUGCCCGUGCCUGGGAGGCAUGGCCAGCGGUCCCUGUGGUGGGCAGUUCAAGUCUGCCUUCUCCUGUUUCCACAACAGCCAGGAGGAGGUGAAGGGCUCCGACUGCCUGG
Molecule: messenger RNA, 2572 nt
Organism: Hypanus sabinus (Atlantic stingray)
Lineage: Eukaryota; Metazoa; Chordata; Chondrichthyes; Myliobatiformes; Dasyatidae
Product: mitochondrial intermembrane space import and assembly protein 40-A-like
Exons: 3
Coding region: 127-477 (116 amino acids)
Biological process (GO): protein import into mitochondrial intermembrane space
Cellular component (GO): mitochondrial intermembrane space
Molecular function (GO): protein-disulfide reductase activity
Source: RefSeq, a predicted model, not a curated record